Silurus meridionalis is the source of this 2031-nucleotide messenger RNA. Its product is annotated as chemerin-like receptor 1. The record is from RefSeq and is a predicted model, not a curated record. Bases 129 to 1049 code for a protein of 306 amino acids. Gene Ontology annotation, cellular component: plasma membrane. The transcript has 2 exons. Gene Ontology annotation, biological process: inflammatory response; positive regulation of cytosolic calcium ion concentration; positive regulation of macrophage chemotaxis. NCBI's taxonomy places the organism in Eukaryota, Metazoa, Chordata, Actinopteri, Siluriformes, Siluridae. Gene Ontology annotation, molecular function: G protein-coupled receptor activity; complement receptor activity.
AAAAAGGAGGGGGGAAACCGGAAGCUUCACGAUAAUAACUACAAACAUCUCUACAGAUCAGUUUCAUUUUUACACACUUUGCUUGAUACGUCCUUCUGACUGGCUUUGUUUAUCUGAGGCUUGCCAAGAUGUCCAACCAAACUACAGAUUAUGACUACAAUUUGCCGUCUGAGCUAAAAAACUGGCAUGAGAAGCAUGAGUACCUGAAUACAAUCAGAAUACUAUACUUCACUGGAUUUCUGAUCAUCUGCACCCUUGGCCUGGUUCUCAACCUCUUUGUCAUUAUUGCAUGCAGCUGGAACCACCUCAAGUCUGACACUGCCAAAUGGGUGCUGGCAUUAGCUGUGACCCACUUGAUCUUCUCAGCGUUUCUGCCAUUGCAGAUCCUUUACAGUUGGUACCACUUCAACUGGCACUAUGGAGCAAUUUUGUGCAAAGUCUCCUCCUAUGUAUUUUAUGCCAGCUUGUUCUCCACAGCUGGUAUACUCUCUUUUUGGACUGUCAAAGGCACCAUUGAGAGGUUCAAAUGCAAACGAAAGUGCUGCCUUACAUUUAAGCAUUCGACAGUAGUCCUGAUCCUGAUUCUAUGCUCCUGGACACUUGCAGCGAUUCUAAGCAUCCCAUCUUUAUACUCCCGAGAGCUUCGAUACUCAGACCUGGGGGAGCAGUGCAUCGAUGACUAUGAUCUCAAUGAUGAUUCAAUGACAGAAUACGGCAAAAGAAACCAAGAAAUGGUCACUUCUUAUAGGUUUGUACUUGGGAUUUUAAUCCCGGCUUUUUUGAUCGCAAUUUGUCCAUGUUGUCAGCGUCAAAGCAUGGAAAGAAAAUGUAAGCAAAUCACAUGUUUGAUAAAAAUGGCUCACAUUGUCUGCUGGACUCCCCUUCUAUUAAUGGUGCUUCUACAGGCAUUUUCAACCUUUGGUUACCCAUAUGGAUUACCUGUAGCUACUGUGCUGGCUACAGCUCACUGCUGUAUUAACCCAAUGAUCUAUCUUUUGGUGAGUCAUGACAUUAAAAUGAAGUGGAUGAAACAACAAGAAAUGGACUGAUCAACCAAAAUUUAUAAUAAAAGAUUUAAAGAUUAACAGCACCCUAUCGUAACUGUUUUUGGAAACAUUCCAUAUUCAUUUUAUCUAUAUCCAUAUUACAUAUUAAGAUAUAAUGUAUAUUUUGUUUGUUCUAUCAGUAGCAUCACAAAAGAAAACAUACCCUCAUUUAUAAUGUGGUAUGUUUUGACUAAUUCGUUAUUUGAUCACGAAAGGUGACCGGACUAUAGCUUUAGCCUUUUGAUGUUAAACAUCUCAGACUGACUCGAAACCAAAUGUAACCAUGUAUCAGUUUGCACUUUUAUAUCAUGUUGCACUUGUAACUGAUGUACUAUAUACAGUGCCUACCAAAAGUGUGAAAACAUCGUCUUUUUAAGACCCAUGACCAUAACAAAAAAAAAAGUACAACUUUACAAAACAGCUUUACACACUCUUGGCAUCCGGACAGUUCAUUUCUCCAGAUUUUCAGCUGAAUGAAUGCUUUGCCUUGCCUCUAGGUGGAGUUUUCUUUCUGACUUUGCGAUCCAGUUCAUCCCAAAGCAGUUAAAUAGGAUUUAGGUGCGGGGACUAAGCAGACCAUUUCAUGAUGGACAGCACUCCAGCUGACUGUUUAGAGAGUUUGGACGUACACUUUAGAUCAUUGUCUUGUUGUAUGGGGAAGAAGGUUCCAAUUAGCUGCGAUACAGAUGAAAUUGCAUAGUGUUGAAAUAUGGAAUUGGAGCCAUGUUGGUUUAGGAGUCCUUUUACCCCGAAUAAGUCUCCUUUCCUGCUCCAAAACAACAAAACUAUUACACUUCCACCUCCAUGUUUGACUGGGGGGUGAGACAGUCUGAGCACAUGUUCUCUCCUGUUUUUCCAUCUCACAGCCAACAGUCAUUUACUGUCCAAGAUGUUUUCACACAUUUGACAGGAACUAUUAAAACGCAUUUAUUAUUGUUUAUAAAUGUUCUAUGGUUCAUGAAUGAAAUAAAUGAUCUAACAUACA